AUUGUGGUUGAGCAACAUACUUAAAUGCCAAAGAAUGAGAGAGAGAAACCUUGUUCACUAAAACAUCCUCUCAUAUCUGCAUUCAUCAGCAACAUUGCAUUACUACUCCACACAUACAGACACAUAAAUCCUUUUUGAUUUUCCUCAUGGCUUGUGGGAUGCAACAGUUAACCUGGAGCGGCCUCGACUGGGGAUUCUGCCAGAUUUUCAUCCAGAUGACCCUGCUGCUCUCCCUCCUGUGCCCACCUACAGUGCCUAUUUCCUGGGACAAUGACUCAAGCGGCAGUCCUGGGGAGGACUGUGGGGGUUUGCGGGCAGAUGUGUGUGGCGUGUGUGCAGGCGACGGGAGCUCGUGUGAGCUGUUUAGCGGGACGCGCUUUCUGUCCGGGCUCUCGGUUGGCUACCACAAGUUCCUGGACAUCCCAUCUGGAGCUCAACGAAUCAAAAUACAAGAAACACAGAAGACCAGGAACUACUUAGCUCUCAAGACAGCAAAUGGUGAAUCUGUGAUAAAUGGUAACUGGGUGAUUGACAGGCCAGGGGAUUUCUAUGCCGCGGGUACUAAACUCACAUACAAACGACCCAAUGAGAUAAGCAGCAGAGCGGGAGAAUCCAUCACUGCUCCUGGCCCGACCAAUCAGGAGCUGCAUCUCUUUGUGAUAUAUCAACAGCCCAAUCCAACGGUAUAUUAUGAAUACAUUUUACCCAGAGACCCUAUCAUUGAUGUACAUUCAGAUACAUAUUCCUACUCCAGUGAACUUUCUCUGGAGAGUCAUGAGCUGUUUCCUGGACCUGAGAUUAGCAAUGAUGAAAACUCAAUGAGCAGUCCUCACCCUAACCAGGUUCCAUUAGACCCUGUGACCUCUAAACCACUUCCAUUGUACAGCUGGGUUGCCAUGACAACAACAUCCUGCAGCGUCUCUUGUGGAACAGGCAUUCGUCAGGUUCUGUUUAGAUGCGAAGAAAAGGCCACACAAACUACAGUACCGGAUGACCUCUGCACCCACGCACGUCAUCCUGGUCCCCGGAUAGAAGGCUGUCAAUUGCAGCCGUGCCCAGCAUUCUGGGAUGUCGGGGAGUGGUCCGAGUGCAGUAAGACUUGCGGUCCAGGUUAUCAGCAUCGUCAGGUGAUUUGCCGACAGACACAGGGACACCGUGGCAAUAGCACAGUCGUCGUGCCGACCAGCUUCUGUGAUGUUACAGACAUGCCAGAGACAACCACGGUGUGCCAGCUGAAGAUUUGUAGUGAAUGGCAGAUUCGCUCAGAAUGGACAGAGUGCUCGGUGCCAUGUGGAGUAGGUCAACGGAGUAGAGAAGUUGUGUGUGUGGAUAACCUGGGCGACGUAGUUUUAGACGAGGAAUGCAACAUGGCCCUUCGCCCGCAGGACCUGCAGAACUGUGACAAAGGAGUGUGUGCCAGCAGCUGGUUUUACUCUCUCUGGAGUGACAGGUGUUCUGCAGAUUGCGGAGAAGGAAGUCGCAGUCGGUUAGUAGUGUGUAUGAUGAGUCAGACUAACUCUCUGCCAUUAGACAACUGCAAAGAAGAGGAUAAACCAGACAAGCUCAUGCGGUGUGACCUGGGACCCUGCACACAGCGGGUGGAAUGGUACACGGGACCGUGGGGACAGUGUUCAUCUGAAUGCGGUAACGGUACACAAGAUCGAGGUGUGGUCUGUGUUCUCCAAAACAACGGCCAAUUAGAAGUCACCUCAGAUGACAGCUGUUCUCAUUUGCCCCGCCCUCCAAGUGCACAGAUCUGCAAUUUGAAAAGCUGUAGUGCCCAGUGGUACAUGACGGAUUGGAGCUCGUGUUCUCGUUCAUGCGAUGGUGGCUUUCGAGUGAGGGAGGUACGUUGUUUGCAAGAAGACUUGACGUUUAGCCAGGACUGCGACCCUCUACUUGAACCCGCAAAACAAGAGGAGUGUAAUACACAGACCUGCACACCACAAAUUGAUGAUUCCUGCAGGGAUAUGUAUUAUAACUGUGUGGUGGUGGUCCAGGCUCGCUUAUGUGUGUACUCAUACUACCGCACCACAUGUUGCGCAUCAUGUUCUCGUGCCGCCCAGAAAGACAUACCUCACAGAAUCAGGUGAUCCAGUCACCUUGUCCUUGGGAUAUAACAUCACUGCUCUCCUCUCACUGAACUAUGAUGUCCUUGAGUCUUUGAAGUCCUGACAUCAUCCCUCACCACUUCAGCUGGAUCUGACACUGAGAUGACAUCACCGUUUACUUUCUCUGUCUUUCAUUUGAAAAAAAACUCAAAAUAUGCAGUGACUGCCCUUUUUAUACAAUACAAAGAGAAUGCUCCAUGAGCAAUUUAGUAUUUAUUGCGAAUAAAAAUACUGAGCCACUUUUUUUUACUUUUCAUCAUGUUUGCUAAUCUCUAAAAAAAAAAAAACGUUUUAAAUUUGUUAACCUUCACAUUUAAAUAGAAAUAUAUAAAGCAAGGAAAGUAAAGAUAGUACAACAGGUAAAAAUAAAGUAUACUUGAAUGUACUAAAAAUAUACUUAAUACCAGCAUGUACAUGUUACACUACAAAUAUACUAAUUAACAUUAUAUUACUAGUACACCAAAAAAGUAUACUAAAUACCAGUAUUACUUAAAUAGAUUUUUAAUGUAUUGAAAUAAAUGGUGUCUCAAAAUAGCACACCUGAGUACUGAGAUGUACAUAAGGGUGUUUUCACAUAUAGUUUUUUUUAAAGGGAAACUCAUAAACAUUUGAUUUUUACCAUUUUGGAAUCCAUUCAGCUGAUCUCCGUGUCUGGCGCUACCACUUUUAGCAUAGCUUAGCAUAAUCCAUUGAAUCUGAUUAGGCCAUUAGCAUCGCGCUCAAACAUAAGUUUCUAUAUUUUUCCUAUUUAAAACUUGACUUUUCUUAAACUAUACUCUCAUUCUGGUGUAAUAAUCAAGGACUUGCUGCUGCUGUAACAUGGCUGCAGGAGGCGUAGUGAUAUUACGCACUGCCCGAAAAUAGUCCCCUUGGUUACUUUCAAUAGCAGGGGACUAUUUUCUGGCGCUGCGUAAUAUCAUUUCUCCUGCCGCAGCCAUAUCUGCCUUAGGGAUGCUCAUAUCAGUUAAUUUUCCCAACCGACAACCGUAGCUUCUGAACCGAACAUUAACCGUUAACUUAUAAGAUUUUAAUAUGAAAUUGUCAUUGAGUAAAAAUACAGUUGACGGUUGUCUGAACUAGUAAAAACAAAACAUUAAAUUUGAAAGUGCAAACAGCAGCGAUAGAUCAACAACAGAACCAGGAUUCAUACAUCAGAUAUUCACAAAACAUUACCUUAUUAAAAAGCACGCAAUCAGUCCAGAGGAUUAAUAUCCAAAAGAUUGUCUCUGUUUCAUCUACCACAGUGGUCAUAAAGCAGGACGCUUUUCAGAAAGUUUUGCUUUUGCGUCGUGUUUGUCUGUUUGUGCAAAAAGAGAGAUGUUUAUGGUCAGGGUCAGACUGGGUCAGAGGCCAUCAGCGAACGUCUGUCCGGAUGUGCGCGAGACCGAGACGGACCGCGCCAUCUUGCGCGUUCAGCUUCCAAACACGCAUACAAAUGAUUUAUCAUACAAAUGAUUACUUUAUAAGACCGUCAGGGCAGCAAUAAUUUGUGUAAUUUACAGGAAAUUCACAAAUUAAAGAUAGAAAAGUGGCGAAAUGUCUGUCGGCUCAUGACGACACGCACCAUGCAUUAACAAACAUUUUUUCUUUUAACUGAUAACGUUAAUCGAACGGUCAAUGUGAACAUCCCUAAUCUGCCUAGAAAAUCACAACUUUUAAUUUUAUGUCGUUCUUAGCACGCAAUAUAACUACAGAAGAGUUACGUUUUAAAUAGGAAAAAUAUAUAAACUCUUUGGUUACUUUUUUGCGCAAUGCUAAUGGUCCAAUCAGAUUCAAUGGAUUAUGCUAAGCUAUGCUAAAAUUGGAAGCGCCAGACCCGGAGAUCAGCUGAAUGGAUUCCCCAACAGUAAAAAUCAGAUAUUAACUCUAGGUAGGGUUGCCAACUGUCCCGGAUUAGCCGGGACGUCCCGUAUUUUAAGCCUAAUUUAUUUGUCCCGUACGGGACGUGUCGCGUCCCGUUUUUUGACUGCUACGCUUGAUCUAACCAGUGACUGAUAAAACAGGCUUCGACUUCAUGUGGCGCCACAACGACAAGCAGAUAACAUCAAAAUCCUGCGAGAGGGAUUUGAGAAAUCCUACAGAAGCCACUAUCGAAAUGCUCUCGCGUUACUUUGAUGUCAUCCACUGUCAGUCCUUGCGGAGCCACAAGCAGCAGCAGUUCUGAUCACGACACCUUUUUAUCCAAUCACAGAUCCCCAGCACAUUCAGUACACGUUUAAGAGUGUCAAAUAAUAAGAUUUUAUGUUUGCUUUUUUUAUAGUCCGUUACUUAGCUGUUUGAAUAAGAUCGGCAUAGUUACAAAGUUUGGUCUCAAUUCUGAAGAGAUCGUUAAUCCAGACCUGCCUAAAACGCAUCAAUCUGAAGAAUUUAAUCAUGUUCAAUUUUACUAGGACAUUUUGGCGCUUAUGAUUCACAUACUGUAAGUGUGUUUUAAUUUAUGUUUUUGAUGUUGACCCUGUAAGACCACAUUUUAUAGAAUCUAUGUUGUCACAAGAUUAAAAUUAGGGGGAUAACGUUUUAUUUACCUUUAGUGCAGGAGUCACAAGUGUUUUGUUUUAGACAGGUAAAGUUAACUUAAUGGUUCAAAAGUAGCCUUAUGUAUUAAAAGUAGGCCACCUGCUGUAAAUUAACAAACUAUUAAUAAACCUAUCAUGUAUGUUCCCAGGGCUAUAAAUUAAUAUUUAAUUAGGAGAUUAGCUAUCAUUUUCACAAAUGGCUUAAAUACGCUGUAUACAAAACCAUAUACGCACUGCUGCGACAGGCCACAUUUUGUCCCGUAUUUCAGAGUGAGAGAGUUGGCAACCCUAACUCUAGGGGAACUGGAAAUUAGCAUAUUUUCAAAAAAAGUGGAGUGUCCCUUUAAAAGAACCAAACCCAGUUCACAACCAGAAAACUAGCCGAAUGAGACCUUAGUUCUUAUGGUGUUCACAAUAUAGUUGACUCAAAAGAGGACCCAGUUCUUGAUUUAGCCCUCAUCAGAACUGAAGUGAUCUUAGACUCUUUCUUGUUCACAUCACAACUACAUAAGAACUUAGAGGCUGUUUACACUUGGCAUUAACAUGUGUUUUCAUCGAUCGGAUCACAAGUGGACGACGUUAAUGCCAGGUGUAAACGGUGUUCAAAACGUUUUGAGCUCAUCCACUUUCAACCACAUCCAGAGGUGGUCGAAACGACUUUCGAUCGGAUCGCUUUGGAGUUGCGGAACGCACAUGUGGUUGAAUGCGUUCGAACAGCCACACCCGACCGCCUUCUCUCCGCCCAUUUAUCUAAUCUGAGGUAUUAAACACAAGUUUUUGACUUCUGCCGUGAACAUUCGGUGAACAGCGCUAUUUUUAGCCUUUCAUUGAUAAAACUAAGCGGCUGAUCUCCGUAGUUUCGUUUUGAAAGCGUGUGAAAGUUGCGCGAUCCUAUUUCA
Molecule: messenger RNA, 5526 nt
Organism: Misgurnus anguillicaudatus (oriental weatherfish)
Lineage: Eukaryota; Metazoa; Chordata; Actinopteri; Cypriniformes; Cobitidae
Source: RefSeq, a predicted model, not a curated record